Messenger RNA from Paramacrobiotus metropolitanus, 1480 nucleotides. Its product is annotated as replication factor C subunit 3-like. Gene Ontology annotation, biological process: DNA-templated DNA replication; DNA repair. The record is from RefSeq and is a predicted model, not a curated record. The transcript is spliced from 7 exons. Gene Ontology annotation, cellular component: DNA replication factor C complex; nucleus. NCBI's taxonomy places the organism in Eukaryota, Metazoa, Tardigrada, Eutardigrada, Parachela, Macrobiotidae. The coding region runs from base 189 to 1253 and encodes 354 amino acids. Gene Ontology annotation, molecular function: DNA binding; DNA clamp loader activity.
UCGUUUUCGCGGGCUGUGUUCUUCGCAGCAAAAUAUCGUAUCUUGUGAGUUGCAGUCGAAAUGCUUCGGGUUAUAGUGGCUAACCAAAAGCUAUAAGAAGAUAAUUAACAUCAUAAUUUGUUUUUUUAGCAAAAAGAAAUUCUUAGUGCGUCUGUCAAAUUAUUGGGAAACUCCGAAACUCUCCAAAGAUGUCUCUGUGGGUUGACAAGUACCGUCCUACGGAGUCAUCGAAGCUGGAUUAUCACACCAACGAGGCUGCCAGCUUGCGAAACCUUGCAGCUUCGGAUGAUUUUCCUCAUUUGCUGGUGUUCGGUCCUCCGGGUGCUGGAAAGCAGACUCGUAUUACUUGUUUGUUGGCGGACAUUUUUGGUCCCGGAGUGCACCGAAUGCGCUUCCAUACCAUUUCCGUCACAACUCCAUCCAACAAGAAAAUCGAUGUGACCACGGUGGCUAGCGCGUAUCACAUCGAAGUUAAUCCAAGUGAUGCGGGUAUAUAUGAUCGUCUAAUUGUUAUGGAAGCCCUGAAGACGAUAGCGCAGUUUGGGCCGCCUGACGACGGACAGACAAGAAGGCCUUUUAAAGUUGUCGUGCUAAUGGAAGUGGAUCGAUUAACGAAGGAUGCUCAGCAGGCGUUGCGCAGAACUAUGGAAAAGUAUUCGGCCACAUGUCGGUUGAUCUUGUGUUGCAAUUCCAUCAGCAAAGUGAUUCCUGCUAUCCGCAGCCGCUGUCUUAACAUUCGUGUUGCUGCUCCAACUGAAGAUGAGAUUCUGCGCAUAAUCCAGAAAGUGUGCAAGGAAGAAAAGGUCAACAUACCGAACGAGUUGGUCAAAAGAAUUGUGCAGCAGAGUAAUCGAAAUCUCCGGAGGGCUCUUCUGACAACUGAAGCGACCAAAAUAAAACAGUAUCCGUUCCAGUCGGGAGCUGCUCCCGUUUUGCCAGACUGGGAAGUUUAUCUAACGAAAACUGCCGAUUUGAUCGUUAAGAAACAGGAUACUGCUCAGCUAAUGGAAAUUCGUGGCAGAUUGUACGAGCUGCUUGUCCACUGUAUUCCUCCUACGACGAUCCUAUCGGGGUUGGCCAAAGAACUCAUCAAAAAUUGCGAUAACGUAUUAAAAUGCGAAGUCAUCCACCUGGCUGCUGAGUACGAGCACAGGAUGCAACUGGGCCAAAAAGCAGUGUACCAUUUGGAAGCAUUCGUAGCAAAAUUUAUGGCGGUGUACUUGCGAUUCUUGGACGACCAGAUGCAGGUGUAGAAUCAUAAUAAGUUUUUGUUUUCUGAUGAUUUUCUGAGCUCACAGUAUUUUGAUCGAUCGAUCGGUUUGGAGUUUCGAGUUCAUAUUAAGUGUCAUGUCGCACUGUAAACAGCCGUGGCUCACUGUUAGAAUUGCACUUUUAUUCACUUCACACUUGGAUACUGUAUUUUAUGCUUCCGCAUUAUGUGAGCCUGUGUCUUGCGAAUAACAAUAUUAUCUUAUCCAGA